Molecule: messenger RNA, 777 nt
Organism: Phycomyces blakesleeanus NRRL 1555(-)
Lineage: Eukaryota; Fungi; Mucoromycota; Mucoromycetes; Mucorales; Phycomycetaceae
Exons: 5
Coding region: 1-681 (226 amino acids)
Biological process (GO): pentose-phosphate shunt; pentose-phosphate shunt, non-oxidative branch; carbohydrate metabolic process
Cellular component (GO): cytosol
Molecular function (GO): metal ion binding; D-ribulose-phosphate 3-epimerase activity
Source: RefSeq, a predicted model, not a curated record
AUGCCUGAAGCCAAGAUUUCUCCCUCCAUGCUUUCAUGUGACUUUGCCAAUCUUGGUGUAGAGGCAAAGCGCAUGACAAAGAAUGGCGCAGAUUGGCUCCAUCUCGAUGUUAUGGACGGCCACUUUGUCCCCAAUAUCACACUCGGUGCACCUAUUAUUGCAGCUCUUCGCCCUCACACCGAGGCUUAUUUUGAUUGCCAUAUGAUGGUGUCCAACCCACUUCAGUGGAUUGAUGAUGUUGCAAAGGCUGGUGGACAAAUGUAUACUUUCCACAUUGAGGCCACCGAGGAUCCUCUUGCUGUCAUCCGUGCUAUCCAUGCUGCCGGUAUGCAGGCUGGUGUUGCCGUCAAGCCCAAGACUCCCGUUGAAGCUGUCAUGGGCCAGAUUGCCGAGGAAGUUGACAUGAUUCUUAUUAUGACUGUUGAACCUGGAUUUGGCGGACAGCGUUUUAUGGCGGAGUGUAUGCCAAAGGUCGAGGCUCUUCGUCGUGCCUAUCCUGGUCUAGACAUUGAGGUUGAUGGUGGUUUGUCCAUGGAGACAAUCGAUGCUUCUGCUGAUGCUGGUGCAAAUGUCAUUGUAGCUGGCACAGGUAUCUUCAAGGCAGAAAAGCCUUCAGAAGUCAUUAGUACAUUUAGAGAAAAGGUCAAUACUGCUCAGGCUAGAUUUGCUGCCUCUCAAUAAUUUGCCUGUAAUGGGCAUUUUUUGUUUUUUAUCUAAAAUGAGUAUAGCGCAACCCCCUCCCACCCCCUUUUUUGUUUAUUAUAAAAAAAAACCUAU